Messenger RNA from Anopheles funestus (African malaria mosquito), 754 nucleotides. RefSeq lists its product as uncharacterized. The record is from RefSeq and is a predicted model, not a curated record. The coding region runs from base 140 to 694 and encodes 184 amino acids. Lineage: Eukaryota; Metazoa; Arthropoda; Insecta; Diptera; Culicidae. The transcript has a single exon.
CGUUCAUUCGAUUUCAAUCUGUCGUUCGUGGCGGAAGCAAAAUUUAAAGUUUUUACCGAAUCCAAAUUCUAGUAGUGAGCCUCUCCAUACUAAAGGCACCUUUUUGUGAAGAGUAAUUGUCGAAAUUGUUGUGCGAAAAAUGUAUCGCAUUGUAAAAGAAACCAUCGGUCAUCUGGGUGUGUUACCUAAAGCACGGCCAAUGUCGUCGAAAGUGACACAGAAUCGUCCCGGCACAAGCGACAAGUGUAAGCAAAAAAUCUGCGAAGAUCGUGCGCGUGAUUUGGGCGUAUUCGAAGGAACGCUACCGGAACGGUUGCAGGUGGUGAGUCCGCAGAUGUGGCGUCCGUGUCCGGAUCCACCGAAACCGCGCCAAUUCAGCUGUGACGAUGUCGCACUGCUAAACAUGCCGCGCCGAAAACGAGACGCGGUGUUGAAGAAAACUAGCUGUACCACACCCGCACCGAGCAUCGAGGCACCGGAGUGCAUAAAAAUCAAGGAGGACCUUUGCAUGCGUGUACAGGUGCCCGGCUGUGGCAAGGUGAAGUUUCCACCGAAAUGUGAGGCCAUACUGCCGGUGCGCGAUUGCGUGAAACCGAAACCACCGGUACCGUCGUUUUCUGAGGCGUCCAAAAAUCCGUUCCCACCGCUACCAAUAUCCGAAUGCUUGUGUUUCGAUGCGAGGAAAGUAUGCUAAAACGCCGCUACGAGACGAUGGAAGGAAAUAAAGUAUUUGGCAUUUGUAUUGAUUAGCAAA